UAAAUGUAUGACGUCACUUGGAAAGAUGGCCGCUUCCUUUGGAGCAACGCUGCUUCUUUAGUCCAGACAACUACAACUUUGUUUAAUUGAGUUUGUUAUUAAAGCUUUUAAUUAGCCACACAUCUUAAUCGAGUGUUUUAAUUGUUGUUGCGGAGAUGAAGACCUUCUGUGGAAGAGCCAACCCGACCACUGGAGCUUUAGACUGGGUGGAGGAGAGCGAGGAGUACGACUACCACCAGGAGAUAGCCAGGUCCUGCUACGCGGACAUGCUCCACGACCGUGACAGGAACGAGAAGUACUACCAGGGCAUCCGGGCAGCUGUGGCCAGAGUAAAGGAGCGGGGUGAGAAGGUCAUCGUGUUAGACAUCGGGACAGGAACAGGCCUGCUGUCCAUGAUGGCUGUCACCGCUGGAGCCGACUUCUGCUAUGCUGUCGAGGUUUUUAAGCCCAUGGCUGAAGCAGCACAGUGCAUUGUGACGAAGAACGGCUUCUCUGACAAGAUCAAGAUUAUUAAUAAACACUCAACAGAUGUCACUGUUGGGCCAGAUGGAGACAUGCAAACGAAGGCCAAUGUUCUGAUCACUGAGCUGUUUGACACAGAGCUGAUAGGUGAAGGAGCCCUGCCGAGCUAUGAACAUGCUCACAGAAAUCUAGUCCUGGAGGGUUGUGAGGCGGUUCCUCAUCGGGCCACCGUCUACGCUCAGCUGGUGGAGUCUGAGCUUCUGUGGAGCUGGGCUCAGAUGCAGCCGGUGGAGGUGGAGGGGGCCCGUGUGGUCCCACCGCCUGCAGUGGGCCACUGUGCUGGAGCUCAUUCGGUGUGUGACAUCCAGCUGAGCCAGGUGUCUCCGAACAGCUUCAACCCGCUGGGUCCCCUCUGCACCAUGUUCAGUGUGGAUUUCAGUAAACCAGUCAGCAGCGCGCUUCAGGCCCACUCCUCCCAGUUUGCGUCUCAGUCGGACGGUCGGGCCCACGUGGUGCUGUCCUGGUGGGACCUGGACAUGGAUCCCAGUGGAAGCAUUGUCUGCAGCAUGGCUCCCAGCUGGGCGUACCCACAGCCGAAGAGCGCUCCAUGGAGGGACCACUGGAUGCAGAGUGUGUACUUCCUGCCUGUGGAGAGCACAGUGACCAAAGGAGAGGAGCUGAGUCUGACUGUGUGCCAUGAUGACUACAGUCUGUGGUACAGUCUGCGGCCUCACAGCCAACAGAACUCACCGACCGAGGCUCCUCCCUCUCGGCCGUGUUGUACCUGUCAGGCUCACCUGGUGUGGAAUCGUCCACGUUUUGGAGAACACAACGACAGACGGCGCACAGAGAGCUACGUCAGCGCUCUACGCAGUGUCCUGAAGGAGGACAGUGUGUGUCUUAGUGUGAGUGAUGGCAGUCUGCUUCCUGUGUUUGCGCACAUACUCGGAGCCAAAAAGGUCUACAGUUUGGAAAACUCCAGAAUGUCCAAACAGGUUAUUGAACAGGUGUUGGAAGCCAACUUGAAGAAAGGAGGUGUGGAGCUGCUUGAGAUCAGGCCUGAGCAGCUGACCAGCAGUGAUGUAGGAGGGGAACAGAUCUCAGUCCUGAUGGGUGAGCCGUACUUCAGCACCAGCCUCUUACCCUGGCACUCUCUCUUCUUCUGGUACUGUCGGACGGCCCUGGCAGGCCUCCUCCGGCCCGACGCCACCAUACUGCCCCGCUCUGCCACACUGCACAUGAUGGCUGUAGAGUUCCAGGAUUUGUGGAGGAUACGAGCACCGUGUGGAACAUGUGAAGGCUUUGACGUAACACCCAUGGAUGAAAUGGUCCAGAGAUCUCUGGAUUUCCGUGAGUCCCGUGAGGCCGAGCCCCACCCUCUCUGGGAGUACCCGUGUCGUGCUCUGACCCAGUCCUCAGCCGUCAUGACCUUUGACUUUACGGAGUGUGUCCCUAAACAGCCAAUCAGCAGCCAGGGCUCACUCCCUCUCAUAAGGGUUGGUCGUUGCCAUGGUAUUGCGUUGUGGAUGGAAUAUCAUCUAACCGAUGACAUCAUUGUCAGUGCAGGUCUGAUAGGACCAAUCAGUGAGCAGGGCGAGUGUGAGUGGAGUCGACACAGGAAACAGGGAGUGUAUUUUCUCAGCUCACCGUGGGACAGUUCAGGUGAUGGCCGAGCAGCAGUGUCUUACAACUACACCUUUGAGCCCACUUUAGGAGACAUUAAGAUGGACUUCAGCAUCCAGUCCUAGUGACUGAAGAACGGACUAUUAAUGCUGAGCUUUCACCUCUCACUGCUGUCUGGAUCGUCUUCUUUCUUGGUGCACAUUUAACAUCUGUGAUUCAGCCAGUGUAGUUAUUCUACUAACUGAACAGAAAUUUGCCCUUCCAGGUUCCAGUUGCCCUUUUUUGUGAUAGUAACCUGUUACAGGCAUUUCAGCAAAAACAAAUCUGAAGAGCUGAAGUUCGUGUACCAGAGAGGUGUUGUAACCGGUCAACCAUCUAGCAAAGCCAAACGAUUUGUUCUAGAAAUGUUUUAUAAAGUUUAAUAUUUGUUGUCUAACAUUUUGUGUCAUUGUGGAGUUUCCUAUGGGGAAGUUUACUUUUUAAAAACAGACAGUAACAUUUAACCUGAGCUCUUAAUUUCUAAUAUUCUUUCAAGGACUGAUAAUGUUGGAUUGUUCUCUGAAAUUACACCUCCAUGUUUGUAGUGCUCUUAUCUGAACAGUAAUGAAGGAAUGUGCUUUUAUAAGAGAGUGUACUAUCUGCUGUUAAUAAAGCCGUCAUCCAUACUGACUCAAGUAAAUGCGCUGCCUAUAGACAUAC
Molecule: messenger RNA, 2784 nt
Organism: Labrus mixtus (cuckoo wrasse)
Lineage: Eukaryota; Metazoa; Chordata; Actinopteri; Labriformes; Labridae
Gene: prmt7
Product: protein arginine methyltransferase 7
Exons: 17
Coding region: 156-2210 (684 amino acids)
Biological process (GO): peptidyl-arginine methylation
Molecular function (GO): protein-arginine N-methyltransferase activity
Source: RefSeq, a predicted model, not a curated record